This is a messenger RNA of Plasmodium relictum, 963 nucleotides long. RefSeq names its product conserved Plasmodium protein, unknown function. Bases 1 to 963 code for a protein of 320 amino acids. The record is from RefSeq and is a predicted model, not a curated record. The transcript is spliced from 3 exons. NCBI's taxonomy places the organism in Eukaryota, Apicomplexa, Aconoidasida, Haemosporida, Plasmodiidae.
AUGCAAAGAAUUCAAUAUUUUACUUUGUUUUUUUUAAUUUUCCACAAAAUAACAAUAUUAUGUGAAACAAGUUAUUUAAUGAUAAAUAACAGAAAUAUUAACUUUAUAUUUGAUUUUAAGAAUAUUUCUAAAAAUAGAACAAGGAAAAAUAACAGCAAAAUUUAUAGUAACAUAAUAAAUUAUAAUAUUUAUCUACCUAACCAUAUGAGUUUUUCUGAUAUAAAUCUAAAUAACUAUUCAAUGAAAAUAAAUAAUUUUCCUUUAAAUAAUUUUAAUAUUAUAUCUAUUGAUUAUGGUUAUACUUUUAUGGGUUUAUGUAUUCUAUGCAAAAAUAAAUUUAUAUAUGAAAAAAUAAUAUCAAGACAUAAAAAGUUCAUAUACCACAAAAAUUUUGAUUUACCUAUAAAAGAUAAUAUUGUUUUAUAUUAUGCUGUUAAUUUUAAAAAUUAUAUUUUUAAUUUUUUUAAUUUUUUUCAAUUUCUCUUUGAAUUUAUAUUUAAUUAUAAUAUUCUUGUAAUCAUUGGAUAUAGCGGAGAAUAUAUGAAUAAGUUAGCUAGUGAUAUGGGAAGACAUAUUUGCUAUUUUAUAAAUAAAAUAGAAAAAAACAAAAAAGCAAACCAAGUUUUUUUUGAUGUAAAUGAUGAAUUAAUUACAUUAAAAAAUGAUGAUAUUUAUAAAAAUAAACAAAGUUAUAUUGAAAAUUAUAAUUUUUGUUCUAAUGCAGAAAUUAAAACAGGAAAAGAGAAUUUUUUAAAUUUUCUAUUAAAAAAUAUGGUUACAAAAAUAAAAGACAAAAAUAACACUUUAUUUUCAAAAUUUUAUAACAAAAAUUGUAAUAGCAGAAAAGAUAGUUUAUCUGCUUGUUAUUUAUUAUAUUAUUACUUGAAAUACCAUAACAAUAAUAAUAAUUCAUUUAUGUUGCCAUCAAAAAAUGUUAAUUAUAUAUAUCAUAUAAAAAAAUAA